This is a messenger RNA of Emiliania huxleyi CCMP1516, 2364 nucleotides long. RefSeq lists its product as hypothetical. Bases 1 to 2364 code for a protein of 787 amino acids. Lineage: Eukaryota; Haptophyta; Isochrysidales; Noelaerhabdaceae. The transcript is spliced from 11 exons. Gene Ontology annotation, molecular function: chloride channel activity. The record is from RefSeq and is a predicted model, not a curated record.
AUGCACACGAACAAGCCUAGCGUGCGGCAUCACUCGCCAGAGCCGUCGAUUGCUGGCGUGCGGCGCUCUUCGAGCCGCGGGCGGUCCGUGGCCGACCCGCUGGCCGCUGGCGGGCACGCCACGCCGCGCGGAGUCGGGUUUCCCUUCUCGCCGGUGAAGGCCUCCUCAAAGGCGGACUCACUCAACACGCCUCGGAUUAGCGCGCUCGGCAGCCGCGUUGGGGUCGUUUCGAAGCUGGCGACAUCGCGUGCGAGGCUGACUUACAAUCGACGCUCGUGGAUCCACACCUUGCGCAUGCUCGACAUUUGCAAAGAGACGGGAUUUGCAAUCGCCGUCACACUGACACUCCUCGAGUACUUCUUCCCCUCCGCCACCGAGCUCAUCUCGGACUUCUCGGAGUCGCUGCCCAUGCAGAAUCUCGCGGGCGCAAUGUCGCUGCUGCUCGCCUUCCGCCUUCAAGCCUCGUACAAGCGCUGGUCAAAUGCGCGGCUGUACUGGGGCAAGGCGCACCAGACGCGCAUGGGCGUCUCGGCGGAGGUGUGCGCAAAAUCGCACCGGCUGCACGCUGAGGUGGGCGGCUGGUGCAUCGCGUUCGCCAUCGCCCUCUGCUGCCGGCUGCGAAGCCAGCUGCGCGGCGAGCGGCUGUGCCCUGUCCCCGUGAGCGCCCAAGUGCAGAGGAUGUACACUGAGCUCGACCUGCUAGACGGCCACAAGAUCGAGGCGAUGAUGGCGAGGGGGCAGUUCGACGGCCUCUACUCGCUGCUGAGCUCGCAUCAGCUGGCGAACCUCGCGCAGGCCAGCCACCCGCCGCUGUACGCCAUCAUGAGGCUGCGCCGUUCGGUGGACGUGGCCAUCGGCGCCACUGUGGAGUACUCGGCGGCGGGCAGCGAGGCCAGCAGAGGCGAGGUGAGCAGAGGCGAGCAGACCCUCUACCUGCACACCUCGAUGCUGUCGCACUCCCUCUUUGGCGUCACCGAGGGCUUCUGCGAGGCGAUAACCGGAUGCGAGCGCAUCGUCAACACGCCGCUGCCGCCGGGCUACGUCGGCGUCCUCCGCGUCAUCCUGCUCCUGUUCCUGGUCGAGGAGACGGCGGUGCAGAUCGAGCAGCCGUUCGGCUUCGAAUACAAUGACUUGCCCAUCGAGGUCUACUGCCUCGCGGUGCAGGCUGACGUCAUUUGCCUGCUCGAUGAGAGCCAGCGGGCCGAAGCCGACGAGCGCGCGGGCGCGGUCAGAGGGGACGCGGACGCGGUCGCCACGGCGUCGGAGCUCUCGGCCGAGAGGCGCACUUACAAAAUGGCACCUGCUUUGCAGCCGGACAAGCCUAAGCUUCCCAAACCCACCGCGGGUUUUGUACACGCCCGGAAGCUGCAGCUGUCUACGAAGCCCUUCUCUUCGCCUCCAACUCGCGAUGAGCUCGAGAAGACCCAAAAGUGGGCUCCAAACGCCAAUCUCGCGUCCACCUUCCCUCCCAACGGGAGCAUCCCUUGGGAGCGAUUCGCGACCUCUGACAAGCCUCUCGUCUUCAACUCGACCUCGUACACCGCGCGGGCCGGCACCUACUCGUUCCUUUGGGGUUGCGGCUAUGACUGCUACUCGCAUCGCACGCAGUGCUGCUACCCGGUGGCGCAAUGCCUAAUCCGCAGCGGCGCGGGCGGCGCCGAGUGGGCCUCGGUGAAGGAGGCUGGCUUCGAGGCUAUGUUUGAGAAGGUGCUCAAGACGGGCGCGAGCCCAGACACGCCUCCCUCUCUCCUCGGCCUCUGGUACAUGCGCGGCAACAUCGCGCCGCCCGAGACGUUGUUCGCGCUGCACGACGCCGAGUGGGUCAAGACGGCCGAGGGCGGCUACAUCGGACUCAAGCACCAGUCGUACAACUGGUCUGCCGACGCCACCUGCUGGGGCUGGCUUUGGUGGCGCUUCCGGCCAGCCGCCCCCUUCCGCUUCGAAUGGGUCAACGUCGCCGGUAGCCAGCAGUGGGCUUACCUCCUCCAGCCCGGGGACCGGGUGACCAACGCGCAGGAGAGCGACGCCACUCUGGCCAGCUGGGUCGAGGAGAGCAAGGCGGGCGAUUGGAUGCGCUACUCGUACGACGAUCAGGCCCAGCUGAAGGGCGCCGGCGGGUAUAUGUACGCGUGGGAGAAGAUUGCCUUCCUCGACGAUGAAGGCAAGCUCAAGCUGACGCCUGCGUACCAGUCCUUCUUGGUGGACGUCGAGCGCGCAAAGGCGCGCCGCGCCCCGUGCGGCACCGGCUGCUGCUGGAGCGGCAUGCAGGCGACCGAGGCUCUCACCGAGCUGAGCGAGGUUCAGGGGUGGCAGAUCGCUCCGCCGGCGCCGAUAGCCACCAUGGAGCGCACAAUGCCACCAUGA